GCAUCUCUGUAGUCAUUUGGUUCAGUUGGUUUCUCAAUUAACAAAGUUAGUUUGCCUUCCCAGAUAUGGCAGAGAAAGAGAGUCUGUUUUCAUCAGGUGAUUGGAGGAGAGUAUCAACUUGCACUUUCUUUAAGGAUGCCAGGCUAGUUUUUAAAUCAGAUAGUCUUGGUCGCGAAAUAUUGUCCAUUGCAUUGCCUGCAGCAAUGGCUUUGACAGCUGACCCUAUUGCUUCACUAGUUGACACCGCUUUCAUUGGCCAAAUAGGUCUAGUGGAGCUUGCUGCUGUAGGAGUUUCCAUAGCUCUCUUUAAUCAAGUAUCAAGGAUUGCGAUAUUCCCACUCGUCAGUGUGACAACCUCUUUUGUGGCUGAGGAAGAUGCCCUCGGUGGAGCACGCUUCCAGGAGGAGGAGAGUAGAGAAUUGGAAGCGGGUCUGAAAAUGGAUAAUGAUGCCAUAAAGUUAUUACAAAAAAAGGAUGAAAGUUUUCACAAUUCAGAUUCGGCCGGCGAAAACUUCAAUAUUGUUAAGGAGGAACGUACGAAGCGGCAUAUCCCUUCAGCUUCAUCAGCAUUAUUUUUUGGUGGUAUCCUAGGCAUCAUCGAAGCAGUAUUACUUAUAUCUGCAGCAAAACCAUUAUUGAACUUCAUGGGAGUAACUUCUGACUCUCCUAUGCUACACCCUGCACAGCGGUAUCUAACAUUGCGGUCCCUUGGCGCUCCUGCAGUUCUUCUCUCGUUGGCAAUGCAGGGAGUCUUUAGAGGAUUUAAAGACACUACAACUCCUUUAUAUGCAACAGUUGCAGGAGAUGUGACCAACAUAGCACUGGAUCCUCUAUUCAUGUUUGUGUUCCGAAUGGGUGUCAGUGGCGCAGCCGUUGCCCAUGUCAUAUCUCAGUACCUAAUUUCAGUUAUACUCUUGUGGAAGUUGAUGGAACAAGUUGAUCUUAUACCUCCAAGCAUCAAACAUUUGCAAUUUGACCGAUUUGUUAAAAAUGGUUUUCUAUUAUUAAUGAGAGUCAUUGCUGUUACAUUCUGCGUGACACUGGCCGCAUCCCUAGCUGCACGCCAGGGAGCAACAUCGAUGGCUGCAUUUCAAGUUUGUCUGCAGAUUUGGUUGACAGUGUCUCUUCUUGCCGAUGGUCUGGCUGUUGCUGGGCAGGCUAUUCUUGCUGGAGCAUUUGCUAAUAAUGACUAUGAAAAGGCCACGGCAACUGCAUCCCGAGUAUUACAGAUGGGUGUGGUUCUAGGAUUAGCACUUGCUUUCAUUCUUGGAACAGGAUUGCACUUUGGAGCUAAACUAUUUACAAAAGAUGUUGAUGUCCUCCACCUCAUUAGAGUUGGGGUCCCGGUAAUUUAUUCAUGUUCAAAUUGAAAGUGAUAU
This is a messenger RNA of Lotus japonicus, 1379 nucleotides long. Its product is annotated as protein DETOXIFICATION 42-like. Gene Ontology annotation, molecular function: xenobiotic transmembrane transporter activity; antiporter activity. Gene Ontology annotation, biological process: transmembrane transport. The coding region runs from base 66 to 1370 and encodes 434 amino acids. The transcript has 10 exons. Lineage: Eukaryota; Viridiplantae; Streptophyta; Magnoliopsida; Fabales; Fabaceae. The record is from RefSeq and is a predicted model, not a curated record. Gene Ontology annotation, cellular component: membrane.